Messenger RNA from Rubroshorea leprosula, 1985 nucleotides. Lineage: Eukaryota; Viridiplantae; Streptophyta; Magnoliopsida; Malvales; Dipterocarpaceae. The record is from the annotation of a GenBank genome assembly.
UCUCUUCUCUUCUCUUUUUCACGUCCUUCUCCACUUUUUUGCUUCAUUCGGUUGGUUAUCCAAAAAUGGCUGCUAAAAGGCUUUUCAGUGAAUCUGGUUCCGAUCCAGACGAGCCCAAUGAUAAACGGAUGAGAACUAGACCUUCCUUUGCCGCUGUGAUUGGGGAAGUGAUCAUGGGGAAUUACUUACAGAAUCUCUGCUCAGCCUUGGAACCUGUCCUUAGAAAAGUGGUGCAUGAGGAAGUAGAGCAUGGCAUACGACACCGUCUCCCAUUCUUCACUCGGUCUCCAUCACUGCGGAUCCAAUUAGCACCCGAACCCUCCACCCUUCAACUAACUUUCCGCAACAAACUUUCUCUGCCCAUCUUCACCGGAACGAAGAUCUCCGAUGCCGAAAACAACUCCCUCCAAAUACUCCUGGUGGACGCAAGAACCGGCCCCAUGGUUCCGUUUUCUCUCCCCAACCCAAUCAAAGUCGACAUCGUUGUUCUUGACGGCGACUUCCCUCCGGGGGACUGUGACAGUUGGACCAGCGAAGAGUUUGAGAGUAACAUGGUGAGGGAGAGGACUGGGAAGCGCCCCCUGCUCACCGGAGAGUUGAUGGUGACGCUGAGGGACGGGGUUGCAUCGGUCGGAGACCUUGAGUUCACGGAUAAUUCGAGCUGGAUUCGGAGUCGGAAGUUCAGAAUCGGAGCGAAAGUAGCACAAGGGAGCUUCCCCGGCGUUCGCGUUCGCGAAGCCAUGACCGAAGCUUUUGUUGUCAAGGACCACCGUGGGGAAUUGUACAAGAAACAUCAUCCCCCAAUGCUGGAAGAUGAGGUAUGGCGUCUGGAGAAAAUUGGCAAGGAUGGAGCAUUCCAUAAGAAACUGUCUUCUCAAGGCAUCAAAACGGUGCAAGACUUCUUGAAACUAUCAGUUGUUGAUCCAGCAAAACUUAAAAGAAUUUUAGGCAACGGGAUGUCUGAAAAGAUGUGGGAAGUAACGAUAAAGCAUGCAAGAAAAUGUGUUAUGGGAAACAAGUUCUACAUUUUCCGUGGAUCAAAUUACACUAUAAUCUUAAAUCCCAUAUGCCAACUGAUUAGGGCAGUGAUUAAUGGUUACAUGUAUCCCUUUCGCGAUAAAACAAAUAUCAAUAGGUCGUAUGUUGAAAGUUUGGUAAGACUAGCAUAUGCAAAUUGGCAUAGUUUAGAAGAGGUUGAAGGAGCUUUGAAUGAGACAGCCUUGCUAACACAAGGUGAGCAAAUGGUGGAUCAGUAUCCCAACAAUCAACAGCUGAUGGUGAGGUCAUUUCAGCAAAAUGGGUACUCAGCUCAGAAAUCCAUGGUGGACGGGUGCAUGACAAGUAGUGUAGAUGCAGGAAGAAGUGAUUGGCAAAUGAUAAGUUCACCAUAUUUCAACUCACCAAUUGAAAACAGCAUUCAAUGUAGCAUGAUGGAAUCUUCAUCGGAAGACGAUCUAACAUCUUCGAGGACAUUCAUCAAUGGGAGUAGUUGAUGGUGAAUUAUGGAUCAAUAUGAUCUAUCUUGGUGUAUAUACAAGUGUAACCAGGGUCUGCUUAGGAUGUUAAAUUUUGGUUAUUGUUGUGUUUUUAUUUAGCUAGGAUAAAGUAACUUCAAAAGUAAUGCCCUUCCUUAAGGGUUUUUUUUGUUGUAUUUUUAGUUGCCCAAUGGGAUGUGACUCAAACUCACAUGCUUUACUUAGAGUGGAGAUUACCACUAGCUGUUUAAGUCGUUCGCACUUAAGGUUUAUAUAAAUCGGUAAAACAAGGAUUAGAAUGUAAGGGCAAUCUGAUUUUUGGUAGUCCAAGACAAUGGGUUGUUGAAGAUUAGAAACUCCUAAUGCUAUGCACACCAGUUAUUCGAUGAAUAACCUGAAUGGGCCUGCUGGUUUUUGGAUUGAUGAAAGAUACAGUGUAAGCCUGCAAAAUGUAUUAAGUUACUGGACUAUUGAGCCUUUUACUCUCUUCAAUAAAAUACUUGCGGAUCA